Laetiporus sulphureus 93-53 is the source of this 423-nucleotide messenger RNA. RefSeq lists its product as uncharacterized. The record is from RefSeq and is a predicted model, not a curated record. Lineage: Eukaryota; Fungi; Basidiomycota; Agaricomycetes; Polyporales; Laetiporaceae. The transcript is spliced from 2 exons. Bases 1 to 423 code for a protein of 140 amino acids.
AUGGAGGAGGCCAAGGAGGAUAUGGAGGAGGCCAAGGAGGUUACGGCGGAGGCCAAGGAGGCUACGGCAAUGAAUAUGGUGGGGGUCAAGGCGGAGGAUUUGGAGGUCAAGGCGGAGGAUUUGGCGGUCCAGGAGGAGGAUUCGGUGGAGGGCCAGGCGGCGGAUUCGGCGGUGGACGCCAUGAAGGGGGAGGCGGAGGAUUCGGCGGUGGACGCCAUGAAGGGGGAGGCGGAGGAUUCGGCGGUGGACGCCAUGAAGGGGGAGGCGGAGGAUUCGGCGGCGGACAUCAUGGAGGGGGAGGCGGUGGUCCUGGAAGAGGGGGAGGUGGAGGGUUUGGCGGUGGGCGCUGCUAAGCUGCGAUUGCGCGGUCUGCGAUCCGUGCAUGCCCAUAGUGUGCGCAAAACGAAGAACGCCAGAGAAUGA